Molecule: messenger RNA, 1547 nt
Organism: Stegastes partitus (bicolor damselfish)
Lineage: Eukaryota; Metazoa; Chordata; Actinopteri; Pomacentridae
Gene: scpep1
Product: serine carboxypeptidase 1
Exons: 13
Coding region: 53-1378 (441 amino acids)
Biological process (GO): proteolysis
Molecular function (GO): serine-type carboxypeptidase activity
Source: RefSeq, a predicted model, not a curated record
UGUGAUUUCUUGUCACAGUGACUCUGCGGAGCGGAGCAGCAACACUUCAACAAUGGUCCGGUCUCAAGCAGCUGAAACUUUCCUGGUUUUACUCGCCAUUGCGGCGAAUAAAGGCCUCUCCGUCCCCCUGGAUAACCACGAAGCCUGGGGCUAUGUGGACGUGAGAGAUGGAGCCCACAUGUUCUGGUGGCUUUAUUAUGCUGACAGUCCCUCUGCUCAUUACCAGGACCUUCCUUUGGUCAUGUGGCUGCAGGGGGGACCUGGAGGAUCUGGAAGUGGAUUCGGCAACUUUGAGGAGAUCGGACCAUUGAAUAGGGAUCUGGAGCCCAGAAAGACGAGCUGGGUCCAGGCAGCCAGUGUGUUGUUUGUAGACAACCCUGUGGGCACUGGAUUCAGCUACACUGACAGGCCGGACGGUUUCGCUACUGAUGUGGCCACUGUGGCCUCAGACAUGCUGGUGCUUCUCGAGCACUUCUUUAGAACCAAGGCUGAUUUCCAAAAUAUCCCCUUUUACAUUUUCUCUGAGUCAUAUGGAGGGAAGAUGGCAGCUGCUAUUUCCCUGGAACUCACCAAGGCCAUAGCCCAAGGAACAGUGAAAUGCAACUUUGCUGGUGUGGCACUUGGAGACUCGUGGAUUUCCCCACUGGACUCAGUCAUGACAUGGGGACCGUACCUCUACACUACCUCGCUGCUGGAUGAUUACGGCCUGGCGGAUGUCAACAAUGCGGCAGGCGCCGUGAAGCAAGCUGUGGAGGCCCAGCAAUUCUCUAAAGCCACCGAGCUGUGGUCUGUGACAGAGACGGUGGUGGAGCAGAACACCAAUGGCGUCAACUUCUACAACAUCCUCACCCAGGAGCCGGAUGAGAAGCUCACCUUAUCUGAGGGAGAAGACUACAUCGCUCUGCAGGUACGACGCCACGUUCACCGCCUCCAGGGCAGAUCACUGAGUGAGCUGAUGAAUGGACCAAUAAGGAAGAAACUGGUCAUAAUCCCACAGAAUGUCACCUGGGGAGGCCAGGCAGAAGAAGUGUUCAGCAACAUGGCCGGGGAUUUUAUGAAGCCAGUGGUGGACGUAGUCGAUCAGCUGUUGAACGCCGGAGUCAACGUCACCAUCUACAACGGACAGCUGGAUCUCAUAGUGGACACCAUGGGACAGGAGAUGUGGGUAAAACGGCUGAAGUGGAAGGGGCUUCCUAGUUUUAACCAGCUGAGGUGGACGCCCCUGGACGACCCGGCCUCCCCGGGCAUUACUGGAGCUUUCUACAAGGGCUACAAGAACUUUGCCUUCUAUUGGAUCCUCAAAGCCGGUCACAUGAUUCCCUCAGACCAAGGACCUAUGGCCUUGCAGAUGCUGAAGAUGAUCACGCAGCAGAACUGAUUCCCCCAAUCUGACGCCAGCUGGAAUGGCUCCGACAAUCACAAUAAUCACAUGAUGUUUUUAUAUUUGUCUCCCUGCUAAACCAAAUUAACAAUCUUGGUUGAUUUCAAUCAUUUUUUUUUUAAAUUUCUGUCACAAGACCAAUAAAGAUGAGCUUUGUUUUUUUUAA